AUGUCUGGUCGCUUUGUUCGUUCAUCUAAAUACCGACACGUCUUCGGACGACCGACGAGAAAGGAUCAAUGCUAUGAUAACCUUCGCGUGUCGAGAAAUGCUUGGGAUACCAACCUUGUCAAGGUCAACCCUCGUUACCUCUCCGUGAAUUGGGAAGCUGGUGGUGGUGGUGCUUUUGCUGUCAUUCCUCUUGAAGAGCGAGGCAAAUUACCCGAGAGAAUACCUUUGUUCAGGGGUCAUACCGCAGUUGUUCUGGACACCGACUGGAACCCCUUCAAUGAUGAUUUGAUUGCCUCUGGUUCCGACGACGGCAAGGUCUUGCUUUGGCGAGUUCCCGAAGGAUUCACUCUCCGGCCGGACGUCGACCCUGACGAGGUACAAGACAUUGCACCUGUUGGAAAGCUGGCCGGUCACCCAAAGAAGAUUGGGCACGUGCUCUUCAACCCCGCCGCAGAAAACAUCCUCGCGACUGCCUCUGGCGAUUUCACUGUUAAGAUUUGGGAUAUUGAAGCCGGGGCCUCCAAAUUGACGUUGAACCUGGGAGACAUUGUUCAAUCCCAAGCGUGGAGCGCCAAUGGUUCCCUACUGGUCACCACCUCGCGAGACAAGAAGCUGCGGAUCUGGGAUGUUCGUCAGGAGCGGCCCGCUCAUGAAACCCAGGGACACUCGGGUGCAAAGAACAGUCGUGUCGUAUGGCUGGGUGAGCGCGAUCGCAUUGCGACUACCGGCUUCUCUAAGAUGAGCGACCGCCAGCUGGCGCUGUGGGAUAUUCGUGCCCCUCGUGAACCCAUCAACGGCUUCAAGACUCUUGACUCGAUCUCCGGUGUGUGCAUGCCAUUCUGGGAUGAUGGCACCCAAUGUCUGUACCUGGCUGGUAGAGGCGACGGCAACAUUCGCUACUUCGAAUUGGAAAAUGACAAGUUCGAAUUCCUUGCUGAAUACAAGUCGGCCGAUCCCCAGCGUGGUAUUGCUUUCAUGCCCAAGCGAGGUGUGAACGCCCACGAGAAUGAGGUCACCCGCGCCUUCAAGACUGUCAACGACAGCUACAUCGAACCAGUCUCCUUCAUCGUCCCUCGCCGGUCCGAAAAUUUCCAAGAUGAUAUCUACCCCCCUACCAUCGGUCUGAAGCCCGCUAUGGGCCCCUCUGAAUGGUUCGCUGGAAAGGAAGCCAUCCCUCCCAAGGUUUCCAUGGCCAGCAUUUACGAAGGCCAAGGUCUGAAGGAGGUCACUGGUGUACAAGAGAAGCCUACUGCCACCAUCAGUGCCCCUGAGCCCAAGCCCGAGCCCGAACCCAAGCCCGCCGAACCUGUCGCUGCAAAGAAGGCCCCUGAACCCGUCUCGACGCCCUCACCCGUCAUCAAGCCCGAGGUGUCCAUGAAGGAGCAAGGUGCUUCAAUGGCUGCCAUGGUGAACAAGUUUGCCGACAAGGAAGAUGAAGCCGAACCAAUGGAUGAUGAUUCCAGCUUCGAGGAAAUCCCUAAGCCUACUGAGCGGGCUGCUCGUUCCGCGGACAACGCCUCGCCCUCGAUAAAGAGCAGCCCAUGGAACCAGAAGGAAGAGGCCAAGUCGCAGGCUAGCCCUGCUCCGGCCUCUCCCGUCGUCGCUGAACGAAGCACCCCUACCGUGUCUACUCCUACCACCACAACACCCCCUGCAUCCGCAGGAUCGACCCUUCAGUCCAGCGCCUCUGUUGCCGCCGACGCCGUCCAGCGUGAGAUCUCGGCGAUCAAGGACCUGCUCGCGGAGCAAACCAAGACCAUUGCAUCGCAGGCGGAGCAAGUGCAGAACCUGACUGCGGAGAUUGAAUCUCUUAAGGCCAAGCUGGGCUAG
Molecule: messenger RNA, 1830 nt
Organism: Aspergillus thermomutatus
Lineage: Eukaryota; Fungi; Ascomycota; Eurotiomycetes; Eurotiales; Aspergillaceae
Product: coronin
Exons: 9
Coding region: 1-1830 (609 amino acids)
Biological process (GO): actin filament organization
Molecular function (GO): actin filament binding
Source: RefSeq, a predicted model, not a curated record